AUGUCAAAUUUAGGGACAGCUGCAGCUGCUCUGCUCGGUGGGACAACGGUCGCAGCCUACCUGGACGCCAAAUUUCACAUCAGGAAAGAUGUCAAGGCCGUGCUCACCCUCCGGAAGGGCGAACGUGAAUAUGCGAGCGCAGUCAGCCGACAGAAGGGCAACCCGUGGUUUGUGCUACUCGAAACUGCAAAGCAAUAUCCCAACAUGACUUGUCUCUGGACCCGGGAAAGAUCAUACACCUACCAAGACGUACGGGAACAGGCUUGCCAAUAUGCGCACUACUUCCUAUCUCAAGGCGUGAAGAAAGGCGAUCUGGUGGGCUUCUACCUACAGAAUCGCGCUGAGUUUAUCAUUGCUUGGGUUGGUCUGUGGAGCAUUGGUUGUGCCCCCGCCGCUAUUAAUUACAAUCUCUCCGGCGAUGCAUUGAUCCACUGCCUCAAGAUCAGCGGAGCGAAGUUCACACUUGUUGACGAGGAUCCGACCUGUCGUUCGCGUGUGGAUGAGGUUCAAAGUACACUCACCGGGGAACUGGGAAUGCAACUCGAGACAUUGGAUGAGCCCCUGAAAGCACGAAUUCGCUCGUACCCGACCACUUUCCCACCAAAGGAACUUGCGCUCAAGGUGGAAGGAGAAUUCCCAGCUAUUCUACUCUACACAUCCGGCACGACCGGUAUGCCCAAGGGUGUGCUUUCACUAUGUCUCGACUGGGAUCGUUGGUACAGCUGCAUGCCACUAUACCACGGGACGGCUGCGAUCAGUUUAAUCAGCUGCUUAGUGGAUGGUGUUAGUAUUGCACUCGGCCCCAAAUUCAGCGUUCGCAACUUUUGGAAGGAUGUCCGAGAGUCGGAAUCGACGGUUUUCGUCUAUGUUGGCGAGACAGCUCGCUAUCUACUCGCACCUCCUCCAUCCCCCGAAGACAAGAACCAUAAGGUCCGCUGCAUGUAUGGUAAUGGGUUGCGCCCGGAUGUCUGGGAACAAUUCCGCGAGCGAUUUGGCGUUCUCGAGGUGGGCGAGUUCUUCAACAGCACAGAGGGUAUCUUUGGCCUCUUCAAUUACAAUCGCGGCCCCUUCACUGCUGGGAGUGUUGGUCACCACGGACUCAUAAUGCGCGGUCUUCUCCAUAAUGUCUUUGUACCGGUGGCAAUUGACCCCGAGACUGGUGACGUUCUGCGAGACCCUAAGACCGGAUUCGCUGUUCGCGCAUCGUACGAGGAAGGAGGAGAAAUUGUGGUUAACAUUCCGAACCAAGAGGCCUUCCAGGGAUACUGGCGCAAUGAGAGUGCAACCGAGAAGAAGUUCCUGCGCGAUCUCUUCAAGAAAGGCGACCUGUAUUAUCGCUCCGGUGAUGCGCUCCGCCGACAAGGUGAUGGUCGUUGGUACUUCCUCGACCGUCUUGGUGACACUUUCCGCUGGAAGAGUGAGAACGUUGCAACUGCCGAAGUCUCCGAGGUCAUCGGCAAGUUCCCCGGCGUUGCGGAGGCAAAUGUCUACGGCGUAAAAUUGCCAAACCAUGAAGGCCGAGCUGGUUGCGCCGCACUACAGAUCACGCCCGAGGCUAGACAAACGUUCGACUUUGCUGCACUUGCGCGUUUCGCUCAAUCUAAGCUUCCUCGAUAUGCGGUCCCUGUCUUCCUUCGCGUCGUGGAGAACUCGUCGCACAUCCAUAAUCACAAGCAAAACAAGGUUCCGCUACGUGAUGAGGGUGUAGACCCGGCGCUCAGAGGCACGAAGGUGGCUGAUGGUGGAGACGAUAACUUCUUAUGGAUCGCUCCCGGAGAAAAGGACUAUUCGCCUUUUGGAAAGGAAGAUUGGGAAAGGAUAAGCAAUGGCCAGGCAAGACUUUGA
Molecule: messenger RNA, 1845 nt
Organism: Penicillium waksmanii
Lineage: Eukaryota; Fungi; Ascomycota; Eurotiomycetes; Eurotiales; Aspergillaceae
Product: putative very-long-chain acyl-CoA synthetase family protein (CefD1)
Exons: 4
Coding region: 1-1845 (614 amino acids)
Molecular function (GO): long-chain fatty acid transmembrane transporter activity; long-chain fatty acid-CoA ligase activity
Source: RefSeq, a predicted model, not a curated record